Molecule: messenger RNA, 465 nt
Organism: Aspergillus calidoustus
Lineage: Eukaryota; Fungi; Ascomycota; Eurotiomycetes; Eurotiales; Aspergillaceae
Source: the annotation of a GenBank genome assembly
AUGUUGUCUCAACGAAUUUUGGCCCGGCGCCUGCCGCAGGUCGCCCUUCGUUCUGCCGCCCCCCGCGCUUCAUUCUCACAAGUCCGAGCUCUCAAGGCCGCAGAAGACAAUGAUCCUGGACUGAACGGUGGCUACGAGAACCCUCCCCGCGUCAAGCGUGCAUUCAGAGACCCGUACGGCGACUGGUGGGACAAGCAAGAAAGGCGAAACUUUGGCGAACCCGUCCAUGAGGAGAACGAAAUUCUGGGCGUUUUCAGUCCCGAGCAAUAUACCCAUGUGCCCGCCCGCAAGGGCCUGCUCCAGCUCGGUGCUUUCGUCGUAACUUUUCUCGGAUUCUGCGGUGUAGUCAGCUUUUUCUAUCCCGACAAGCCUAGUGCUCCCAGAACAUUCCCAGACGGCUUGGACAAGGAGCUGGGUGGCCCUAAUGCCCUUCUGACCCGCAAGACUGGCGAAGACUCCUGGUAA